AUGACAGGAAAAAACACAUCGGAGACUGGAAAUAAGCGGAAGCGAGGAGAGAAUAGACGCGCUUCCUUGGCUUGUGAAACAUGCCGAAAACAGAAGGAGAAAUGCGAAGGCGGACCACCCUGUUGGAGAUGUCAGCGGCUAGGUCGACCAUGCCACUUUCAGGGCCAACCUCUUCUGAGAGCUGCGACCCCUCUUGACUCUGCUCCCAGCUCGGCCCCCACCGCGUGCCUUUCCGGAGACAAGAAACGGGCCGAGAGCCUGGAAUAUAUUGCGCAUCAUUUCCUUGGAAAUGUAUCUCUGGACGAAGAGAGCCUGGCACAGAUCGUCACCAGAUUGCAAAGUUCGACGGCACACAGUGCUCGAAUGGAAGGUGCAUUGGACAUCAACGAGUCAUUCGACGUGCAACUCGUGUCAAGAGACAUCGCCCACUACUCAGGGGAGUUCUCUCAUUGGAAUUUUUCUCAAAAGCUCCGUCGCAAGAUGAGCGGACAAAUCGGUCAGCUUGAUGCACAGGUAAAGGAGUACUGGCGACCAACUCAGCUUCAGUCAUCACCACAAACUCUGGUCGAGUCGAUGAGACAAUUGCCCCCGAAAGCAAUUGCCGACUUUCUCAUCGACGUGUUCUUCAAAUAUGUUGAGAUUAAUUCGUUCUAUAUGGAACGCAGCUGGAUUGAGGAGAAGAUGGAAAUAUGUUAUGACUCAAACACGAUAUACAGAUCCAGUGAUUUUCCUUGGGUGUGCUCAGUCUUUGCUGUUCUGGCCAUUGGUAUUCAAGUGGCCCACAUGGAAGACGAAGUACCCAAAUCUAACACAGAUACAACCGACGAGCUUCGGCUAUGCUCCGAGGAUUCAGUCGGUUUAGUAUUUUACCAUGUGGCUUGCAGAUUGGUACCGGAUGUUCUCUUGGUCGCAUCGCAUGAAAGUGUACAGGCAUUUUUGUUGCUUGCGACAUACUCACUCCCUGUUUCCACUGGUGGACUUGCCUAUACUUAUUAUGGACUCGCAAUGAAGAUGGCUAUCCAAAAUGGUAUGCAUCGCCAAUAUCCCGGCGGGGACUGCGAUUGGAAGACAAUUGAGACAAGGAACCGCCUCUUUUGGACAGUAUAUUCUGUUGAGAAAUAUAUCAGCAUAAUGCAUGGACGGCCCAUCUCAAUCGCAAAAUCGGAAAUUAACGCAGAUAUGCCAACGAAUUCCCCCGCCUUUACAUCGCCAGGAUUCUCCAAUUUGAUGGCGUUCCACACCUUAAUAUCAUAUCUAGGAGAGAUUUCAGAGACACUGUGA
Molecule: messenger RNA, 1281 nt
Organism: Penicillium salamii
Lineage: Eukaryota; Fungi; Ascomycota; Eurotiomycetes; Eurotiales; Aspergillaceae
Source: the annotation of a GenBank genome assembly